AUGAGACAAAGAUAUGAAAAUUUGGCACAAUUAUGUCAUGAGCAUUUACUUUCACAAUUAGAUUUGUUUUUGCAUUUGUUGCAGAUAACUUUAAAUAAGAUAGGAGAAGAUGAAGAUGAAGAUGGAGAAAAUGCUGAAUAUGAAGAAGAUGAUGAAGCUAUCACCGUUCAAGCGCAAACACAACAAAAACGUUCAUCGCGCAUCACCAGCUCGCGUAGUUUCGGCACAAAUGUCAAAGCGUCCGCCUCGAAUGGUGUUAAUUUCGUUUGCCCCGAAGAGUUUGGCUACUAUCCGCAUCCGUCCGAUUGUACACAGUAUUAUGUGUGUGUAUUCGGUGGUGCAUUGCUCGAAAGUUGCACCGGCGGAUUGAUGUAUUCGCAUGAGCUACAAACCUGUGAUUGGCCAUGCAAUGUGGUUUGUGAAGUUGUCGAUAAUAGCGCCGCGUCCCUAGGCAGCACUGGUAGCGGUAGUGGCACACGUUCGGGCAAUCAACAACAACAGCAACAAUCAAUCAACAGUCAACAGGUGCCAAGUCGUAUACGUUUCGGUUCUGCCUUCAGCAGUCCGGCGGGCACAACACAGUCACCGAAGGCAACAGUGCCACCGCAAUACCAUCGCCAGCCACCGCAGGUCAUACAGGCGCAGGUGCAGUCAUUACCACAGCAUGCGGGCACAGUGAUUGGUACGCGUCGACAGCCGAAACCAUUCGAUACGCAAGACGAUAUAGCGAAGGUUAGUGGGUGGACGGAAAACGACUUGGCUGACGUUGAACUGGGCAGCGAUGAAACUACUACGCACAAACGCGUGAAACGGGACUUAAGUGUCCCAAAUAAUGAAGACACCAAAAUCGUUUACAACAUCGGUGAAAUUUUAAAGACUGAUAAGAAUCCAAAGACUUUAGGCAAAACGCGGGCGCUGCACUACAAUACUGGUGAGAUUUUGAAGACUGAAGAACACCAAAGGACGUUAGACAAACCAAAGAUCGCGACAUACUUAAACACUGACGAAAUACAAACUACAACGACGGGCGACGUGAGACCAUUUCCGAGCACUAAAGAACUUGGUUAUGCGAUGGCCAAAGAGAACACCGAACAAAAGGGCGUAGUUUUGUACAAUGGAAACACGACAGUGCAAAACACACAAGUGGAGCCGGCGCAGGCAUUCGUGGAAACUGACAAAAAUAUGCAAGAAUCGAUAAUGGAAAUUGUAGAUCAAAUAUUGGAAGAACUAAAGGGAGCCGGUGGUCAGCCAGAGAAGUCAACAGAUGGCGCGCAAGAGCAAUUAGAGCAAGCAGACAGCGCGACCUCAUCUGAAACCACCGUAAGCAGCAAGCGCAUUGAUGAACUCAACACAGAAAAAGGCCGUGAAAUGCACAACACAGCCGGGGAUCCCAUUAUGGAGACGCUUAACAAUAUUGCCGCACUCCUCGACAUGGACUAUGACACCGAUGCUGCUAAUGAUAGCACAGCCGUUGAAGCGCGUAUGCGUGGCACACGUCAGCUGCGUCAGUACUUCAGUGGACGCGCACGCUAUCAGAUACAAAAUGUGCCCGGCACACAUUAUCGUUCCAUUGAUGCUGAUGGUGGCCCAUAUCAACAACAGCAAUCGAGCAUCAGCUUUGGUGCGUACAACCCCUAUUUGUCGCCGCCCUCCACCUCAGCUAACUACAACCAAUUGAGUCCUGGAUAUCAGGUAUAUCCACAGCAGCAGCAACUGCAGCGACCACAAACCUUUGGCGGUGGUGGCCUUCAAAAGCAUAAAUUCACCUACACCGCGGCAUUGAAUCCACCGCCGCCACCGGCAACAGCGCCGCUAAUAGAAGAUGACUUUCGACCGAUGGCGGCUAAUUACUAUCGCACAACAACUACGCUACGGCCAUCGACAACAGCCCGGCGUCCAAAUCUCUUCAACAAUCCCGAACUGAUACCGUACAUACUGCAGUCACUGCGCGAAUACCAGGAGCAGCGCAAAAAGAUGCAGCAGCAGAAUUUUCAAUAUUUCCAUUUAGAGAAUGGAGACUCGGACGCCGCCAUGCUCCCGCAAAUGCCACACUAUCAGUCAACUAAAACGCCACUGAAGGUCACUUCCAACACACAUUUUUCGCAAUUCAGCACUGUGGGUGGCUUCUACAAUAACCAGCACAGUAGCCAGGAGGAGGUGAGCGGCGAUUACAAGCCGACUGUGAAGUAUCCCUCGAAAUUGGUCUCGCAAUACAGCAUAGUUGACAAUUAUAUACCCACCACAACGGAGAGCAACUACUUCAAGUACAAUUUGUUGGCCAACCAAAAAAUUAAGGGCGCGUACCAUUCGACGCCGGUGCCCAGGUAUACGACUCAAGCGCCAUCCACUUCGAAUAUCAAUAUAAUUUCAGCGUCAAAUUUAACGCCAUCGCACGUGACCACGACGACUACCAAGUUUCCCAAAUACAACAGCUUCGAGAAGUAUCCUCAGAGCCUCGCUUUCUCAAACAAUUCAGCACAGUUUCCGCAAUCCUAUCAGGUCUUCACCAAAGUGCGUACGUCUACAAUAUCACCGAAAUUGAAGAUUUCUCAUCCCACCAGCUCAACGGUAACCACAGCUAAUACGCCUCAGUCCUCCCGUAAGCCGGCUUUGACUUUGCAGUUCAACGUGCCCGAGUUCGUUGCAAGUUUGCAGUCCUCUGACUUGGCCAAUAUGAGUCCGCAAGUGGUCAAUAUGAUCAAAUAUUUCAAGCAGCUGAAUGCACCACAGCCAGGUCGUAAACCAGUCGCUACCAGCACCAAAACUAGUCAACCUAAUAAGCAUGUUGAACAGUACGACGAGCAAAUCGAAGCUACAACCGAGGAAAAUAGGCAACGGCCAACUGUGACACCCACGAAGCGUCCAGUGAAAGGUUACGAAGAUUUCCUGAAGAGCAUACCCAAUCAGUCACAUAAAUUCAAUGCGCAUAACAUACACCAAGGCAGACCAUUCAGUACGACCACUAGCAGCACGAUCGCGCCCGACUACUACGAUGAGUACGGCGAAGAAGAAGACGAGCCGCUUGGUACUGACACCGAUGAUGACAUCAUGCCACCCUCGCAAAUGCCACCGUAUAUGCCCAUGUCUGAGACCAUGGCGCCACCACGUCCACAAUUUAUGCCGGCUGCGACACCUACGCCUACAAAAUCGACACCGGCUAGCGCACAGCACGCGAAACCAAACUUUCAGACGGGCUUCUUCGAGGCGACCACCACGCGUGGUCCGUUCGGUGGUGCUUUUCAUUUCCACCAAUUCUAUCAAACAACAGCGAGUACGCAGGGUACUAAGCAGCACAAUCAAAUACCUUCGUUCAUCAACUUUCCCAGCGAUAUAUUUCAAGAUAUCAAACAACGUUUGCCGCCAAGGCCGCAAUUGGGUUCGACUGUACCGACUUUGACGAACAAUAUUAACAAUAAUGUACGGUUUACGAUCACAAGGACGACAACGACACCCGCGCCGCGUACCACUACAACAAGAGCACCAAGCACAACAUCCACCAUGACGACAACAACGACACAGCGCACGCGCUACACAGUGCGGCCGUCAAUUCGUCAUAGUAAAUGGCAAACCAGCGACAGUAGCAACAAGGAGUUGAACAACGUUGAGCAUGGUAGUAAUUACAACAGUAACAGCAAAGGCAACAAGACCGAUUUUGGCGCGCAAAGUUUUCGUAAGCGGCCCGCAGCCACACCAGCGUCCUCGGCUUUGGGUUCGGUGCAAUUGAACGUGAAUAUGCACUUGGACGUGGCGGACAGUGGACAAAGGUAG
Rhagoletis pomonella (apple maggot) is the source of this 3768-nucleotide messenger RNA. RefSeq lists its product as uncharacterized. The record is from RefSeq and is a predicted model, not a curated record. Gene Ontology annotation, molecular function: chitin binding. Gene Ontology annotation, cellular component: extracellular region. The coding region runs from base 1 to 3768 and encodes 1255 amino acids. Lineage: Eukaryota; Metazoa; Arthropoda; Insecta; Diptera; Tephritidae. The transcript is spliced from 5 exons.